Chara braunii is the source of this 1025-nucleotide messenger RNA. NCBI's taxonomy places the organism in Eukaryota, Viridiplantae, Streptophyta, Charophyceae, Charales, Characeae. The record is from the annotation of a GenBank genome assembly.
AUUAUGUGAGUCUUUAGAUUGAGUCAGUAGGUUUGUCAGUCAGGGGUUAGAGUCAAUGUGGUGAGGUUUGGAACCGUCAAUUCGGUUGUGCACUUAUCACCAUGGUUGAGACCCGUAGUGGGAAGAGCACUAGCCCCUACACCCCGGAACAGCAAGAGAAGAUGGCCGCCUUAGUGAGAGAAAGUAAGGAGAGAAAAGAGCUCCUGAAACAGGCGAAGUUGAAAGCAAUUGUAGAGGAGCAUGCGGCGAAGAUGAAGAAGUUGGAAGAAGAGAUGGAGGAGAAGAAAAAGGUUGCCGAGAAAGAAGCAGCAGCAGAAGCAGAGGAGGAAAGAAAACGCAGGGAAGAAAAAGGGGAGAGUAGUGGCACGGCGAAGGAGGAUACAGCGAUGGAGAAGAAGAUUAGUGAGUGGAUUGCUAACUUAUCAUUGGCGGAAGACGAGGAGGCACAGUUCUAUGUGCCACAGGAUGAGAGGGAUGCGUUAGCCAGCGCGCUAGCAGCAAUUGAGGACCCCCUGGAACGGCAAGAAGUAGAGGAGGAGAAGAAGUUGGAGGGGAAAUUGAGGAUGAAGAGGGAAAAGAAGAGAAGGAGGGAGAAAGUUAAUAGGUUGACCGCGGAGGUGGCCAAGGUGAGAGACUGCAGACGAGAGGUGCACGCGCAGGAAGAUAUUUUUGCCAAAAUGGAUAAGAUGUUGGGGUACUUGGACGUGUUGAGUGAGGCAUGGAUGGAAGAGCGCCAAGCUAACUGGGGUCACGAUGUGGCCCUGAGUGCCAUGCGGUCAGGAUUUCGAGAUUUUGCGCGCGAUAUGGUCACCCACGUUGGAGGCGAAGUCAGGCGAUUGAGAGACAACGUGGGGAAGUUCUGUGAGGGCGCCAUCGAGGGUGCCAAAGCAAUAGCCGCUGUAGAGAGUGAGGCCAGGCCUCGUAAAGAGUCCGUCAAGCUUAAGUUUCAGAUGCAUACGGCGGGAAGAAGGAGGAUAAUUUUGAUAACUGGGAGGCGAGCGUAAAUAGUUACGUGUACUUACAAC